Molecule: messenger RNA, 2981 nt
Organism: Parnassius mnemosyne (clouded apollo)
Lineage: Eukaryota; Metazoa; Arthropoda; Insecta; Lepidoptera; Papilionidae
Source: the annotation of a GenBank genome assembly
CUUGUUUAUUUGUGUUGCAAAUUAAGUUUAUAUUUCGAUAUAAACUUAUUUCUUACGUUAGUAAUAACGUUGAGUUGAACAUCCCGUUCCUCCGUUUUAGUGUUUACAGUGAGAAAGAGACUCAAAAACAAGUGCUGUGCAUUGUGCUAAAGAGACAGAGACUCAAUUUUAUCUUUCAUCAUGAAAGAAAACGAAAGGAAAUGUUACAAGUGUGGAUGUUCUCCUGCUCAUGAUCGUAACAUCACCUUGCAUCGUUUUCCUAAGCCUGGGAGAACAAAUAGCGUACGAUGUGAAUUAUGGGCGAAGUACUGUUUUCCUCAUGAAUCUUGGUGGUCACCAGAAUUUCAAAACAAUCUUCAUUCUAGGCAUUUAAUGUUGUGCACUAAACAUUUUAAGAAAUCAUCAUUCAUUGAUAAUUUUGGAAAGAGGCUAGUCAAAUCUGCAGUACCUGAUGAGGAAUGUGAUAAGAUCACAUUAGCUGACCUUAAUUUGGAACAAAGGAAUGUCAUUCAACAUAUUGCAGGUCCAUCAACUAAUAAACAACCACUGUCUGAAAAUAUUCAGAAGACUAUAACUGUUUCAAAUGUAUUUGAGCCUGUUGCAGGUCCCUCAAAAUUUAUACAACCCUUGUGUGAGAAUGUAAAUUAUAAAACCAUUCCUGACAUAACUAAUGAUAUUCCUCAAGUAACUGAGAAUAUCAACCCUGUUGCUGCUGCAAAUCCAUCCACGAAAAACAAAAAGGAUAAAGAUAUGUUGAUAAAAAUGAAAUAUCAUCUGAGAAAAAUUAACAGGCUUCAAAAAACUGUAAAGCAUCUAAAGAAUGAAGCAUUUCUCAAAGUAUUGAGCAAAAAUGAUUCCGUAAAUAAAAUAUUAAAAUGUAAAAUAUCCCCCUCUUUUGCAUUAUUUUUGCAAGAAGAAUGGCAAAACUAUAAAAAAAAAUCAUAAGGUCGAAGAUGGAACAUGGACUCCAAAAUAAUAGCACUAAGACUGUAUAAAAGGUCACCUAGGUGUUACAAAUUAUUAAGAAGGAUGAUUUGCCUGCCAACACCUAGUUCAUUAAAAGCGUUAUUAAGCAAGUUUCACAUGAAAGUUGGUAUUAAUGACCAAAUUUUUAAUGUUUUGAAAAAAACAAUAAAGCAACAGACUCCCUCAGACAAUGAGUAUAUCCUUAUGUUUGAUGAGAUGUCAAUAAAAAAGUAUUUGUUUAACAGUGGUAGAGCCACGCGCAGCUUUCGCUGUCGCACGGAUGGGCCGGCUCGAUCCGGGGUGGUACCACGACCUCACAGAAUACCAGCGUGAAGUAGAGGUUUACCUCUGCGUUUCGCUUGGUGAGUGCAGGUGGCCGGAGGCCCUUUUUACUGGAAAUGAGGCAUUCCAUCUUAGUCCUCACGGGUGACAACGCAUCUGCAUUUUGAUUCGCAAGCGAGGAUAGAUGUAGAUGUCUAUGGGCCGCAGCAACCACUUACCAUCAGGUGGACUGUGUGCUCGUUUGUCACCCUUAUCUUAUAAAAAAAAAACAACAAAAAGGAGGACAUAAUUGAGGGUUAUCAAGACCAUGCACUGCAGGGCAGGUCACCACAAAUGGCAACACAUGCUCUCGUGUUCAUGAUUGGCGGAAUCCGUAAAAAGCUGAAACAACCAAUUGCUUAUUAUUAUUCUAAGGAGGUCCCUCAAAAUUUAUACAACCCUUGUGUGAGAAUGUAAAUUAUAAAACCAUUCCUGACAUAACUAGUGAUAUUCCUCAAGUAACUGAGAAUAUCAACCCUGUUGCUGCUGCAAAUCCAUCCACGAAAAACAAAAAGGAUAAAGAUAUGUUGAUAAAAAUGAAAUAUCAUCUGAGAAAAAUUAACAGGCUUCAAAAAACUGUAAAGCAUCUAAAGAAUGAAGCAUUUCUCAAAGUAUUGAGCAAAAAUGAUUCCGUAAAUAAAAUAUUAAAAUGUAAAAUAUCCCCCUCUUUUGCAUUAUUUUUGCAAGAAGAAUGGCAAAACUAUAAAAAAAAAUCAUAAGGUCGAAGAUGGAACAUGGACUCCAAAAUAAUAGCACUAAGACUGUAUAAAAGGUCACCUAGGUGUUACAAAUUAUUAAGAAGGAUGAUUUGCCUGCCAACACCUAGUUCAUUAAAAGCGUUAUUAAGCAAGUUUCACAUGAAAGUUGGUAUUAAUGACCAAAUUUUUAAUGUUUUGAAAAAAACAAUAAAGCAACAGACUCCCUCAGACAAUGAGUAUAUCCUUAUGUUUGAUGAGAUGUCAAUAAAAAAGUAUUUGUUUAACAGUGGUAGAGCCACGCGCAGCUUUCGCUGUCGCACGGAUGGGCCGGCUCGAUCCGGGGUGGUACCACGACCUCACAGAAUACCAGCGUGAAGUAGAGGUUUACCUCUGCGUUUCGCUUGGUGAGUGCAGGUGGCCGGAGGCCCUUUUUACUGGAAAUGAGGCAUUCCAUCUUAGUCCUCACGGGUGACAACGCAUCUGCAUUUUGAUUCGCAAGCGAGGAUAGAUGUAGAUGUCUAUGGGCCGCAGCAACCACUUACCAUCAGGUGGACUGUGUGCUCGUUUGUCACCCUUAUCUUAUAAAAAAAAAACAACAAAAAGGAGGACAUAAUUGAGGGUUAUCAAGACCAUGCACUGCAGGGCAGGUCACCACAAAUGGCAACACAUGCUCUCGUGUUCAUGAUUGGCGGAAUCCGUAAAAAGCUGAAACAACCAAUUGCUUAUUAUUAUUCUAAGGAGGUGAGCAUUAUGGUCUUUUAUUUGUUCAAGACUUGUUUAAGACUAUAACUUUUACUUGUUUAAGACUAUAACUGUUUCAAAUGUAUUUGAGCCUGUUGCAGGUCCCUCAAAAUUUAUACAACCCUUGUGUGAGAAUGUAAAUUAUAAAACCAUUCCUGACAUAACUAGUGAUAUUCCUCAAGUAACUGAGAAUAUCAACCCUGUUGCUGCUGCAAAUCCAUCCACGAAAAACAAAAAGGAUAAAGAUAUGUUGAU